CAGGCUCUGAGCCCUCAGACUGGCGGGGAUCUGCGGCCUCCCGAUGCUGGCGGGCGGAGGCGGAGCUCGGCUUUGCAGCGUGCAAUUCCCACCGCCUGCGCCCCAGGCCAGGUGGGGACCGGGCGCUGGGACCCAAGUCCCCCAGAGCCGGCUGGCUGCCUUCGAGCCGAGUCAGCGUCACGGCCGAAUCUAAGUGAGGGGGCAGAGGGAAGGGACAAGGAAGGCUUCGGGGCCCUGGAGGGAGCUUCGCGGACGAGAGCUGGGACCCCGCUCGCCAUGGGGGAGGUGGAGAUUUCGGCUCGGGCCUACGUGAAGAUGUGUCUCCACGCCGCCCGGUACCCGCACGCCGCCGUCAACGGGCUCUUGCUGGCGCCCGCGCCGCGGUCAGGAGAAUGCCUGUGUCUCACCGACUGUGUGCCCCUGUUCCACAGCCACCUAGCCCUGUCCGUCAUGCUGGAGGUCGCCCUCAACCAGGUGGAUGUGUGGGGCGCGCAGGCCGGUCUGGUAGUGGCUGGGUACUACCAUGCCAAUGCAGCUCUGGACGAUCAGAGCCCUGGGCCCUUGGCCUUGAAAAUCGCUGGGCGGAUUGCAGAAUUCUUCCCUGAUGCAGUACUUAUUAUGUUGGAUAAUCAGAAACUGGUGCCUCAGCCUCAUGUGCCCCCAGUCAUCGUCCUGGAAAACCAUGGUCUCCGCUGGGUCCCCAAGGACAAGAACUUAGUGAUGUGGAGGGACUGGGAAGAGUCACGGCAGAUGGUGGGAGCACUAUUGGAGGGCCGGGCCCACCAGCACCUUGUGGACUUUGACUGCCACCUUGACGACAUCCGGCAGGACUGGACCAACCAACAGCUCAACACCCAAAUCACCCAAUGGGUUGGUCCCACCAAUGGAAAUACCUGAGUCAGGGCUGGGAGGUGGGAGGCAAAGGGUCAGGAUCCAAUAAAGAUACUUGGGCUGAAGGGCAA
Molecule: messenger RNA, 962 nt
Organism: Herpailurus yagouaroundi (jaguarundi)
Lineage: Eukaryota; Metazoa; Chordata; Mammalia; Carnivora; Felidae
Gene: EMC9
Product: ER membrane protein complex subunit 9
Exons: 5
Coding region: 277-897 (206 amino acids)
Cellular component (GO): EMC complex
Source: RefSeq, a predicted model, not a curated record